CACCUUGUUAUUUGAAAGCAGACUUAGUAUAUAAACAACUCAUUUUGUCCAUGACCCAAUAAAGUUUUAUGGACAUUGAAUAUUAAACUUAAAAGUUGAUUUAUUUUAGCCAUAUGGGAGUGGGUAUGUGUGCAGAUAGAUACCUGGAAAGGCCAGAAGAGGGAGCCAGGUGCCCAGAAGCUCCUAGAGUCACUGGCAAUUGGGAGCCAUCUGAUAUGGAUACUGGAACCAAAGCUGGGCCCUCUGGAAAAGCAGCAAAUACCCUUAACUGCAGAACCAUCUUCCCAGCCCCUGAAUUGUUCUUUUUAAUAAUUUUCACAAGUAGAGGAAUAUUCUGUUGCUUUAAAAGAAAACAAUUUAAAAUGUUCAACCAUUACUAGUAUAGGGACUAACCAAAUAGGCAAUGAAGCCAAGUAAGGCAGUGCUCACCUGUAACUUCAGCACUUCGGGCCAGAGGCAGAGUCUUGUUCUGCAUGAUGAGGCCCUGUGUCACAGUAACACCUUUAGCAAGACGACAGACAGUGGCCACAGGAAGGAGUUGACUCCUCUGCUGUGGCAUCCUUUUGUGGCUCAUUUAAGUAUUUUUUGGCACUGACUUGCUGAAGAAACUGGGCUGCUUGUCUGACCUUUCGAAUUUGUGUUUUUGCUGAACAGUGGUGUGAGUUCCUUGUUCUCUAGUUAUUGAAACUUUAUAACCUUGAAAUUAUAUCUCAAGGCUAAUAACGUCCAAUGCUAUUUUAAAUCCCUUGUUUACAGUCUCUCCGUGUUCCUAAAUCAUAGGUGACAGUGCCUUGACAAGAUUCACUAAGCCCAAACAGUUUGCAGAUACUGCUUUCUGUUAGAGAGCAACAGAACAAAUGCUUUCCCACUUUGUUUUGAAAAAUCAACUCAUUGAUACCAGUAGUUUUUUUUUUUUUUUAAUUAAAGACAGCUAUUUUUAAACAUUAAUGAAGUGGAGACACUACUGUCCUAAAUAGCAGGGCUUGCCAGUGUCUGACUCCUCCAUCAGGACAUGGUGACUGCCUGCCAGUGUUACUGUUGCCACAGGGAAAAUUCUGCUCAUCCACCAAGAAGACAAUGGAGGCUCAGCAGGGACCAAGAUCCUUCACUAAUUACUGGCAGUGGCAAGAAUUCUGACUCCAAAGCUCACUUUAUUCCAUCUCUGAGUAAUUGUAGUCAUUUCAUGGUAUUGUACUUUAUGGGCCUUGUUCAUAGAUAGAACUAUGUCCAGUCAAUUUAUUUGAACUUUUCUUUGGCUCCUCUGUAUCGGAGUGCUGAGUUAUUGUGGUAUUUCCACAGAUGUUUCUGGUGGGUGGGCUGAUGAGGAAGUGGCUUCUGUCUGACAGCAUUUUCUGUGGGAGACUUGGAGAAGGUCUUAGAGGAAACCGAUGUGAUUCACAUGGCGUGGAAGGACAGAAGUUUUUUGCCAUUCAACUUGAUAUUGGCAUCAACCUGACAGAUCCUAUGUUCAGAGGAAUUUAUAGGGGGGUGCAGAAGCAUCAAGAUGACUUACAAGAUGUAAUAGAGAGAGCUAUCCAGAUUGGUGUUAAAAAGUUUAUGAUCACAGGUGGAAGUCUCCAAGACAGUAAAGAUGCACUGCAGUUGGCACAAACAAAUGACAUGUUUUUCAGUACAGUGGGGUGUCACCCCACGAGAUGUGAUGAGUUUGAGAAGGGUAGCCCUGAUCAGUACUUAGCAGGGCUGCUGAACCUUGCUGAGAACAACAAAGGAAAAGUUGUUGCAAUAGGGGAAUGUGGACUUGAUUUUGACCGACUUCAGUUUUGUCCCAAAGAUACUCAACUCAAAUAUUUUGAAAAACAAUUUGAACUGUCAGAACAAACACAAUUACCAAUGUUUCUUCAUUGUCGCAAUUCACAUACUGAGUUUUUAGAUAUUAUGAGAAGAAAUAGAGACCGGUGUGUGGGUGGAGUGGUCCAUUCGUUUGACGGCACGAAGGAAGCAGCAGCUGCUUUGAUUGACUUGGACCUUUAUAUAGGAUUUAAUGGUUGCUCUCUGAAGACUGAAGCUAACUUGGAAGUUCUGAAGUCAAUACCUAGUGAAAAACUAAUGAUUGAGACAGAUGCACCUUGGUGUGGAGUUAAAAGUACACAUGCUGGAUCAAAAUACAUAAACACUUCAUUUCCUACCAAAAAGAAAUGGGAAAACGGGCACUGCUUAAAAGAUAGAAACGAGCCCUGCCACAUCAUUCAAAUAUUGGAGAUAAUGUCAGCAGUCAGAGAAGAAGACCCACUGGAAUUGGCCAACACGCUAUAUAACAACACCAUUAAAGUGUUUUUUUCCUGAUUUGUGUUUCCUUUUUAUGAUGUGGAAUUUCAUAGUAAAACUGUGAGCUUUAUUAAGGAAAUUUUUCCAGUAGUUCUUUAAAGUGGUCGUAGCACUGUACAUUACACCUCGCAGAGUCAGGUCAGCAGUGUUUAGGCUGCUUUAGUUAACAAUGUCCACCUUUUUAUGGUGUAAUCUCAUCAGAAGUGAAAGAACAGUUUUAUGCUCUCACUGCAAACACAGGGAUGCUUCUACUAAGACUUAGACAGCACAUCCUGGAUUAUAUCAAAGUUUAGUUGAUAACAAGCCUAUUUCUCAAUUCUGUCCCUGUUUUUUGACUUUUGAACCUAGCUCUAAGCUGCAGCUCAGGUUUCAAGUUUUUUAGUUGCUUCUAGCAGGUUAUCUUGCCUUAGUUUUAGAAGACAUUUUAUAGCCUUUCUACUCAAGAUUUUUUCUUCUCGUCUCUUAUACUAAAGUUCCUUUAUUCUGCAUUUUCAUUUUCCCACUCAUUUUAAGGAAAAGCUAGAGU
Mus caroli (Ryukyu mouse) is the source of this 2812-nucleotide messenger RNA. It is a transcript of the gene Tatdn1, whose product is annotated as TatD DNase domain containing 1. The record is from RefSeq and is a predicted model, not a curated record. Gene Ontology annotation, cellular component: cytosol. NCBI's taxonomy places the organism in Eukaryota, Metazoa, Chordata, Mammalia, Rodentia, Muridae. Gene Ontology annotation, molecular function: 3'-5'-DNA exonuclease activity.